Messenger RNA from Mycotypha africana, 964 nucleotides. Its product is annotated as F-box domain-containing protein. Gene Ontology annotation, molecular function: protein binding. The transcript is spliced from 3 exons. The coding region runs from base 181 to 795 and encodes 204 amino acids. The record is from RefSeq and is a predicted model, not a curated record. NCBI's taxonomy places the organism in Eukaryota, Fungi, Mucoromycota, Mucoromycetes, Mucorales, Mycotyphaceae.
GCAGCCUAUUUGUUUCAAUUAUAGUUCGAUGAGCACCUGAUAAAACUGCGUAUUCUGGAUUACGCUAAGACAUUUGAGAAAAAAAAAAUUAACAACUUCUAAAAAUGGUGUUCAAGCAGAAAGUUCUUCGCAUUUUUAAUUUUCCUAGUUUCUUUAACUUUCCCCUUUUUUAUUUUCCUCAUGAUGCCUGAUGAUACUAUUACUGAUAACACCAAUAAUAAAGAUAAACUACCAGUGAAAGACUUCCUUAGCCGACAUGUCCCCAAUCAAGUUACCAAUUCCAAUAAAAUAUGUUACCGUCACCGUCCCGAUCUGAUCAAACAAAGACAACCUGAUGAUUUCAACAUUGAAACUGCACAACGGCAACUAGAGGAGGUCCCCACUGAAGAUAGAGAAGCUAUCAGUCAUAUAUGGUCGAUAUUCUCAGCCGCACCUGCUGAUCAGCGUAUACUCAUUCUCAGAGGAUUAGUUUCCACCUGCUGUAUGCCUCAACUUUCCUUUCUUCACGAUGCUAUUAAACCUUUACUGCGCAUUGAUUUCUUAUCUGUUUUGCCUCGGGAAGUCUCACUGCAAAUCUUCUUCUAUCUGGACGCUAAAUCACUAUGCCAUGCAGCCCAAGUUUCUAGAAAUUGGAAACGAUUAGCAGAUGACGAUGCUUUAUGGCACCGCAUGUGUGAACAGCAUAUUGAUAAGAAAUGUACAAAGUGCGGUUGGGGAUUACCUUUGUUAAAUAAGAAAAGAAGAACAAUAGCAUCUUUGAAACGACCAUUGAUGAUUGAACCAAGCGAGUGCUAGUAGUACAAAUGGAAAUGAUUCACUAGCUAGCACGAAUACUACAACAGUAAAUGAUGGUAAUGAUGCUCAUAACCGACCCAACAAAAGAAGCAAAAUCGAUAAAGAAACAACCGACAUUUUCGAACAUACCACAGCUGCAACAAAAAAUACAACUGAUACCCACCAUUUU